GGAUAAAAUCCAGCUAAUGUAUACAAUGGUUAAUUAAUUAUUUCUUUUUGUUUACAAUUAUUUCAAGAGCGUGUUAUCACCAGCUAAAGUAGAGACGAAAGAUAACCAGGGUAAGGUGUUCGUGUUUGCAUUUCGUAAGAAAUUGAUCAAAUGAAUAUAUUAUAUUUAUUAGUAUUUCACACGGAGGGCCAUCACACCUCUAUUAACAACAUAAUUGGUAUGGUUGGUCAUGGAACAAGUAUUGAAGGCACAUUGCCAAAAGAAUACAACCUGGAACAGCUAAUUUAGAACUUGGAACAAGAGAAAAAAAAAAAAACUCACUGACACUUCACUAUACCAAGCACUACCUAACCUUGUAGGGUCAGUGGAAAACCUCCAUUAUCCUACUAUUUCUUGGUUUUUGAAGUAUGAAUUUUUAAGUUUUUAUUCUGAAUCUUCUAUAAGGACAAUCAUCAUCAAAUGUUGAUGCUAGAAACCUGAAAAUGGAAUCAGAUACCAAAGAGCAGACACAGGCACAAUCGAUGGAAGAGGUCCCUGAAACCAUUGCUACUAAAGUCCAGGAGCGUAUAAAAGAACUCAAGUUCACAAGAGGAAAUGCGACGCAAGAAUGGCAAAAAUCUGGCAACGAUUUCAUUAUGAGCAUCUUGGACUUCGGAGGCCAGCCAAUAUAUCAUGUGAUACAACGAAUUUUUAUGGUAUCUUUUGCCGUUGUUUGUGUGGUAUUUAACCUGAAAGAUGAUCUUGACUCCCCCGCUAAAGUCAGGGAUCCAACCACUGGUGAUAUAUACGAACAUCGAAUGACAAACCUUGAGUUCAUUCUGUACUGGAUUCGUUCAGUAUAUACAAACAGUAGGGAUUCAGAAUUGGAAGAUGGACAACCUUCACCACCAGUACUAGUGAUUGGUACUCACCUAGGCAGCCUCGAGGGGAAUGAAGAGGAACAGAAAAGAAAGGCUGAAGAAAUAUUCAAUAGAAUUAGGAAAGCAUUGGAAGGGAAACCUUAUGAAAGCAUGGUGUCAAGUUUCUUUGCUAUUGAGAACAGCUUACCUUUCGCCAGGAGCAAUGCUUCUAACAUCAUGGACCAAAUAUUAAAAUUCGCAAAGAUGAUGGUUAGAAAACUACCUUUGAAAUGGUUGCUUGUUCAACAGGAAAUCCAAAAGUUGAAAGAGAAGCAUAUCUACUUACCAACCAAAGAGGUGAUCGCUUUAGUUGAGCGGUAUGGGGUCAAACAAGAUGCUCAAAGGGUACUGCUUGAGUAUCUACACGACCUUGGCGAGAUUCUCUACUUUCCUGAUGACGAAGCCUUAAGGGAUAUUGUUGUUUUAGAUCUGAUGCAAUUAGUUGACAUGUUUAAAACAAUAAUCACCGUUAUUGACCCUAAGCUUAUGAAGCGAAGGUAUAGAGAGGCCUGGUGGAAAUUGGACUUAGGGAUCCUGGAGGAGCAUCUGUUAAGACAUCUGUGGAAGAAGUUCGGAUUUUCAGAUGAGACGUUUGACUUCUUUGUAUCUCUCAUGCAGAAGUUUGGACUGGUGUGUGAGAAAAACAUUACAAAGAGUGGUUUUCGUGGCCGUUUACAAGUGAUUCUACGUAAACGUCAACGUAUUUUCUACGUUCUUUCACGUUUAAAACCUGAACGUAUUGAUAGGCCCACUAAGGAUGAUGGGAUGCAUGCAGUUUCAAUCUUUCAUGACUUCGGUCGGUAUCUCCCUGACGAUCUUUUCCAGCGAGGAGUAACUAAGUUCAUAGAGAAAUUCCAAGUAAAAGGCGAUAAACCUAAACUGUCUUAUGAGCAUGUGCAGUUGAAUAUCGAUCAAUUUCACAAAGUGGUUAUGAGUGUAGCAACAGUCAGGAAUCGUCGUAUGUUUAAGACAACGAUCGCAAUCUUGGAACCCAGUCAGGAAGAUGAGCCCUCACCGACAGUGUGUAAAAAGGUACUGAGUUUCCUCGAAAAGGAACUAAAGCUAUUUUGUCUGAGUGGCGUACGAGGCAUUGAAUUAACGAGGUACAUUGCUUGCGAAUGCAGUUCAGACUCAAGUAGUGCCCACAUGCAAAUCGUGCGCACGUUUGACGAGGAUGUGCUGCCAUGUGGAAGCAAUAUAUUGCCACGCUACCGUCGACUAUUUGGAGAUGACGAGCCACGAUUGCAAGAUCGUCCACAGUCUCAGCAAGUAGUACAUAUACCAACAGGCUUUGUGGAUGACGCCACCAUAGUGACAGUUUCUGACGAGUUAAGUCUCAGCUGGAGAAGGUUUGGUGUCCGUUUGGGACUUAAGUGGUCGAAAGUAAACAAGUUCAUUGCUGAUGGUACACAGACUCAUAAGGCUGCCGAAAAUAUGAUGAAUUACUGGAGGGACAACAUCAGUAGCGAUACUCAUCAAUGUAAAGUGUUGUGCACUGCUCUGAAACAACAUGAGCUCAGUCAACUAGCUGAAGAUUUGUUAGAGUGUGAAAUUAGCGAAGAGAAUCUUGUCACUCAACAAGCAGGAAAAUGUUGUAAUGAUCAAGAUUUGCUGUUCAUCUGUGACAAACUGGAUCCCGAAUCAUGGAGGAGACUGGGAGUGCGUCUUGGACUCAAGUGGACCGAUAUAAAAAAGAUAGCAAAAAACAACAGACAGGUUGAAGACUGCAUCAUGCAAUUGCUGGUUACUUGGAGGAAUAACCAAUCAAAGAGCCAACAAGUACCAACCAUGGUGAACGCUUUGAGACAACAGAAGCUUGUUGGACUUGCACAACGUGUAUGUGAAAAGCAUGGUUACAGUGACGAGUCAGAAGUUGCACCAACUCAGAUAAAUCUGCCGCAAAUUCCAACGCAAGGACAAGGUUGCUUAUAUGAUAUUGACAUGGUGUUUAUCUCUGACAAACUUGAUGGCAAAGAUUUGACAAAUUUCGGCAUCUACCUUGGUAUGGAGAAACAUGAAAUAAAUGGAUUUAAAUCAGACUUUUCACCACCAAUUGUAGACGCCUGUAUUGAAAUGUUGGUACAGUGGCGAGAAAGACAGGAAGCUAAAGUAAAUCAUCUCAAAACAAUUAGUGAAGCACUGAACAAACUUCAACGAAUAGAUAUAAAGGAAGAACUUGAGUCAUACUACCAGAACAAAUAUGAAAAAAUUGAAGCAAAGGUGUAAAGGAACAUUUUAAAGAUCACAGUGCAAUAAAAAAAUGACACCAGAAUAUAAUUUUACCAUACACCACAGUACCACAUAAGGACACUUUUUAAUUAAGAAAUUAUAUUUUGCUCGCCUUUCGAUCAUCCAAACUGCCUAUAUUUGAUGUUGUCAUCCUGGACCGUAGAUAUUGAAUACAAAAUAUACUGAAAACAUUAAUGUCAACUUUUUCUUAACGUGUAUAUAAAAACCAAAAGGUCCACUGAUUUAUCUCAGAUAAGAAAGUAUAAUGCAUACUUUAUGUAUUGAAAUCCUGAUGUUGACAUAAUAUUGAAAUAUUGAAUCCCAACACAAUGACAUGCAUUUCAAUACUUGGAGUAUGUAUUAUACUUUCUUUUAUGUAUAUAAAGUGUAUGUACGUUUUCAAUAUUGAUUAUGCAAUUUAAAUGAUAUAUCAUUACUUAUAUUAAUUUAUAUUAAAGUUCAGGUUAAUAUUAUGCAAUAUAUAUGAUACACCAUGUAAUGGCAUCGUGAAGAAAACAAUUCUUAAUAAACAGUUUGUUUUACAAAUUUACAAACAUUUUACUACUCUAAUUAUGGAAAAUUCAACAAGUAUUACUUUUUAAUUGAUAACUAAUUAUUUAAUAAAAUACAAAAAUUAAGCAAUUCAAA
Messenger RNA from Anneissia japonica, 3776 nucleotides. RefSeq lists its product as uncharacterized. The transcript has 13 exons. The record is from RefSeq and is a predicted model, not a curated record. Gene Ontology annotation, molecular function: protein binding. The coding region runs from base 483 to 3125 and encodes 880 amino acids. Gene Ontology annotation, biological process: signal transduction. NCBI's taxonomy places the organism in Eukaryota, Metazoa, Echinodermata, Crinoidea, Comatulida, Comatulidae.